Acaulospora morrowiae is the source of this 1398-nucleotide messenger RNA. The record is from the annotation of a GenBank genome assembly. Lineage: Eukaryota; Fungi; Glomeromycota; Glomeromycetes; Diversisporales; Acaulosporaceae.
AUGCCUAUAGAUGCAAAACAUCCUGUUAUUAUGGAUGUAGAUAAGGCUGCUGAACGAAAAAACUCCCACACAAACUUAUCGCAACGGUGCAUUCUUGCCGUUGGAGAUACAGGGCUGGGAAAGAGCUUUACAGCAAAAGUUUUGGGUGCGGAAGAAGCGGAAAUUGGAAACGGGACGGGCUCUAAAACGGCGUCUGUUAAUGUUUAUACCAUUAAGGUCGCUAAUAAAAACGGAGAAAAUAAGUCAACACUCUACAUUGACACGCCUGGCUUUGCUGACACUAACGCUGAUACUGACAAAAGCAAGACCGAUGAAGAAACCAAACGUAGGAUUUUUAACAAUAUGCUAAAAGCAGGAGUUACGAACUUGACGACAAUUUUGUGGUUUGUAAAACCUGGAAUUAAAGCGGAUAACAUGUAUAAACGUCAAGCAGAAUUUAUAGAAUCUUUGGCAAUGGGUUAUAAUAAUAAUAACUGCAAUGUAUGGGAUAAUACCAUCAUUGUCAUUAAAGACGAAGAACCUGAUACAGAAGAUACGGUAGGCGGCCCUAGUAACGCAGGCAGCCUGACUAACGCAGACGGUCCUAUUCAAGCGGCUAGAGAAAUAGCCCAAAAAUUACAUAAUACCGAAGACGAUCGUCUUUCUAAGACUCGGUGUUUUUUUAUUUUAUUAUUUGAGAAAUUUAGGGCUAAAAGGAAAAAAGAUAUGAUAGAGAAAUCAAGCGACGAGUUAAACAAACUUGGUUUCUAUAGAGAGAAUGAACACGAACGAAUACGCAAAAGAUACGAAUCGUUAAUGGAGAACCAUAUUGAGCAUCCCAUAUGUCUCAACCUUAAGAGCGUCAAGUGUUCGAAGUGUUCCGAAAAAACUGACCCGAGAAUUGCGGGUAAUAAAUGUCAUUCAGAGGUAGAACUUAUUCAUCCUAAUAUAAAGUCGACUCAUGUUGGAGAUGUUGAACUUAUACAUAGUGGUUGCACUCAAUACUAUCAUCGUAGUCAUUAUGUUGCAGCUACCACGAAACACGUGAUGGAUCAUAAUGUUAUACCUUGGGUGGUUCGUAUCGGUACUUUAGGAAUGGCAAAUCCUACUAAACUCGAAUUUGUAAACGGAUACUGGAGCUGCUGUAGAAAUAUUGAUGCCAAUUCAGUUGGAUGCCAACAGCGUUGUGGUUUUUGUAGUAAGGAGAUUACAGAUAGAGGAUGCGUACGUAUGUACAAGGGGUGCAAACACACUGAUGACGUAGGACCUUGCAAUAAUACUUGUGUUGCAUGUAGGAAAUCAUCGGACACGGAAGGUUGCACGGAGAAGUGCAAAAGGUGUAAUAAGCAUAAUCCAAGUAAUCUGCCAGGGUGCAGUGAAGUAGGUCAUGAUAAUGUAGAACAUGAUUUUUUCAAAUAG